Messenger RNA from Macrosiphum euphorbiae (potato aphid), 693 nucleotides. NCBI's taxonomy places the organism in Eukaryota, Metazoa, Arthropoda, Insecta, Hemiptera, Aphididae. The record is from the annotation of a GenBank genome assembly.
AUGAACAACCAAGAAAAAGUACAAAUGCUUUUAAUUUAUGGUAGAUGCAAUAGAAACUCUCGUCAGUCAGCAAAAAUGUAUGCUGAACAAUACCCAGGUCGGUACCAUCCACCACACACUUUGUUCAUUAAAAUAGAAAAAUUAUUGAUUAACCAUGGAGCAUUUUCUGUAAAAGGAGUCCGUAACCAACAAAUUAGACAAAAUAAUAUUAAUGAUGAUGUAGAACUUCAAGUUUUAGCAUAUAUUAGAUUGAAUCCACUAUCUUCGGUUAGGCAUGUUGGUAGAGAAGUUGGAAUAUCGUUCGGCCUUGUGCAUAAAAUUUUAAAAAAACACAAAUUACAUCCUUACAAACCUGAAUUAGUUCAACAUUUACGACCUACAGAUCCAGAAAGAAGGUUAAAUUUCAUUGCUUGGUUGCUCGUUCAAAUCGAUACACAACCGUUAUUUUUAAAUCAGAUAUUAUGGACUGAUGAAUCUAAAUUCACGAAUAAUGGAGUUAUUAAUAAGCAAAACAAUCGUUUAUGGUCAGAUGUCAAUCCUCAUUGGGCAGUGGAUAGCCGUCACAAAACUGUGUUGGGUACAAAUGUUUGGUGUGGACUUAUAGGUGGCAAAUUAUUAGGACCGUAUUUUUAUGAAGAAAACUUAAAUUCAAGACGAUAUUUCGCGGGCUUGGAUCCAAAAGGUUCUAUAUGA